AUGAUUGAUAUGUCCGUGGCAAAUGGGUUGUGGAAACCUUUUGUGGUGGGGUGUAACAGGGUGACGGUGUCGUAUCUCAUGUUUGCUGAUGACAUUUUGUUGUUUUUAGAGGCGGAUCAUGCCCAGGCGACUAGUCUAGAGACUAUUCUGCACUCGUUUUGCCAGGCCUCGGGCUUGAAAGUGAGUGAGUUGAAGACCCAGGUGUUCUUCUCUCCGAAUGUUUUGAUGGCGGACCGUGUGGAUCUGGCUCAUCGGUUGGGGUAUCAAAUGGUUGAGAACUUAGGCAAAUAUCUGGGAAUGCCUCUGAUACAUAGCCAGGCCAAAUAUGCCUCUCUGUGGGACAAGUGGCUCGAAGAAGCACUCUCGAAGCUCGAAUCCCUCAAAGUUUUGAGAUCCCUAAGGCCAAUUCAGCUUCCCGGUCGAGUUGCCAUCCAAUCCACCUCCGGCGAUAGCUCUCGCGCGUAUCCUCACGGCCAGCUUCCAAUUUUUGACGGCCCAACGAAAGGGGACAGAGCUUCUGUUGAAGUGAACAUCUCUGAAUCCACAUUCCGGAAAUGGCUACACGACGUUCCUAGUUCAGGAGAUGACAAUGAUAUCAUAUAUCAGAACUUAGUUGCUGAAGAUAAAGCAGAGUCAACCGGUGGGAACCUUAGGAAGCUAAUCGUAUUCUCUGGAAAUGAUUAUUUGGGUUUGAGUUCACAUCCAAUGGUUAGCUAUGCAGCUAGCAAGGCAGCUCAGGAACACGGAAUGGGUCCAAGAGGUUCUGCGUUGAUCUGUGGUUACACUAAUUACCACAGGCUACUUGAAUCGUCACUCGCCGAUCUAAAAAGAAAAGAGGAUUGCCUUCUUUGUCCGACAGGCUUUUCAGCCAAUAUGGCCUUUAUGACAGCACUUGGAAAUGUUGGUUUUCUGGUUACCGGGGGGAAACCCUUGCAAGAUGACAGGGUUGCCAUAUUUUCUGAUGAACUGAACCAUGCAUCGAUAAUCGAUGGUAUUCGACUUGCUGAGAGACAAGGAAAUGCUGUGGCAUUUGUUUACAAGCACUGUGAUAUGUCCCAUCUGGAUGAAUUGUUGUCUACUUGCCAGAUGAAGAAAAGAGUUGUUGUAACUGAUAGCCUGUUUAGCAUGGAUGGGGAUUUUGCACCUAUGACCGAGCUUGCAAAACUCCGUAAGAAGCAUGGGUUUUUGUUCGUAAUUGACGAUGCUCACGCAACCUUUGUCUGUGGAAAGAAUGGUGGUGGGGCAGCCGAAAUUUUCAACUGCGAAAACGAUGUUGACAUUUGCAUAGGCACUCUGAGUAAAGCCGCAGGUUGCCAUGGUGGAUUUAUUGCAUGCAGCAAGAAAUGGAAGCUGCUCAUCCAAUCCCGUGGACGGUCCUUUAUAUUCUCGACUUCUACACCAGUGCCUGUUGCUGCUGCAGCCCACGCUGCCAUUGUUGUGGCAAAGGAAGAGACAUGGCGUAGGGAGUCUAUUCAUAAACGAAUUCAGGAUUUCCGUGCUUUCACAGGGAUUCUUGUGGAAAGUCACAUCAUCUCAAUUGUCGUUGGGCGUGAGAAUAAGGCUCUGCAAGCUAGCCGGCAUCUUCUGAGAUUAGGUUUUCACGUGACUGCAAUUCGACCUCCCACAGUACCACCCAACUCAUGCAGGUUAAGGAUAACUCUAAGUGCAGCACACACAAGAGAUGAUUUGAGAAAGCUCACUGAUGCACUUGCUGAGUGUGUCGAUGUUCGGGAGACUGAACUUCAUGGAAGAAAUUGCUACCCCAAGCUCUAG
Molecule: messenger RNA, 1773 nt
Organism: Striga hermonthica
Lineage: Eukaryota; Viridiplantae; Streptophyta; Magnoliopsida; Lamiales; Orobanchaceae
Source: the annotation of a GenBank genome assembly